ACACAGUCUGUUCCAGGCUCUAUGCCUGCUACAAAAACGGGAUUCAAUCGGGUGUUGGACGACUUGGCUCGACGCCAGCUGCAUUUGGACUUUGAAUUUGGUACCGCUGCCGAGAAGUACGAACCAGUUCGUAGUAUAGGAGCUGGAGCUUUCGGAAUCGUUUGUGAAGCUGAGGAAACGACCAGUGACGGCAAUGUCACCAAGGUGGCAAUCAAAAAAAUCGGUCAUGCUUCUGCUACUCCCACCCUAGCACGUCGGACAUUACGAGAGAUACGAGUUUUGCGUCACGUGCAACACGAUAAUAUUGUGUCAAUGAGGGAUAUAUUCCGUACACGGGGACCGUUAGGAAUCAAUGUAUAUCUAGUUAUGGAUCUCAUGGAGUACAGUCUUCAUCAAGUUAUCCAUGGUUGCUCGAACGAAUUGGACGACUACUUGAUAAGAAGAUUUCUUUAUCAACUGCUCAUGGGCCUUCGAUACCUUCACACAGCUGGCAUUGCACACCGUGAUCUGAAACCGUCAAACCUGCUGGUGAACAGCGACUGUACGCUACGCAUUGCCGACUUUGGCAUGGCAAAACUGGCGAUGAAGGAUCACAUAGACGAAGCCGACGAGCAUUGCUUUUACAUGACACAACAUGUCGCUACUCUUCCUUAUAGAGCUCCAGAGUUGCUCUACGUCAUGCCAGAACACUCGACGGCCGUUGAUAUGUGGGCUGUUGGUUGUAUAUUUGCUGAAAUGAUUCUGAGGAGAGAGUUGUUCCCUGGCCGCAGUGUGAGCGGUCAAAUAAAAAUCAUCCUUACAAUGCUGGGAGCCCCGUCGCAAAAGAUUCUGGACGAGAUUCGCUGUGAACGUACGCGACGACUUAUCGAGAACUUCGGAGACCACGCUCAGAGGCCAUGGGCAGAAAUAAUGUACUGCAGAGAAAGAGAGGUUUCUGAAGAGGUGAUCGAUUUGAUUUCAAAGUUGAUCGUCGUUGACGUGGACGAUCGUAUUGACGUACACGGCGCUCUCAAUCACACAUACAUUACCCAGAGUAUCAGUCCGGACGAGCUCCGUGCUCAAAAAGCUUGUCCAUUCAAAGUCAAAAUGGAUAUGGCUGCUGUCGAGACGUUGACACAUCAGGAGCUAGCCGAAGCAUUGAACAGGGAUGUACGAUCGGCCGACUGUUCUCUUUACUCUGUGCACUCCGGAGGCUCCGAAGGCUCGAAGAACUCCACAGAAUGCUCGUCCGCGGAGUCGGAAGAGGGCAGCGGUGCAAGAUGUGAAUUCGGUGGAGGACUCAGUCCUAUAAUGACUGCACUUUAAUGUGCUGACCAUGCCGGUGAUGGCUACAAGAAUGCGCUCGCUCUACAAAAUAAUUAGAAGAUAUAAUCCAGUUAAAUCCGAAGAAGCGGGACCGAACGAGCCAUAUGUGUACACUGAAAUUUCUCCUAGGUUUUUCCUCUAAACCACUAUUUCUUAUUUUCUAGUCGUAUUCUAUUGCUAGGUACAGAUACUCUUCAGAGUGAGAUAAUUCGUAAUUGCAUUGCUACUUCAUGUGUUUGCUUUCACUUUCAAAUAUGCUCAAAUGCUAAUCGUUCCUUUUGGAACUGCUGCCCAUGCUUUGCUUAUGUAUGUAAGCUGUUAAUAUUCUACUGCCGAAAUGUACCCUAUUGGGUAUGCCUAAGUGAACUUUUUAUACACGUCCAUGCUAUUGCUGUCUUUUCUCUUUCAACCACAUCCAAGGACGAAGAGCUGUUCAGCCGUCAACGAAAAAGCCUUGAUCGUAUCGAUGGUGCUGAUAUCCCGUGCUCUUUCAGAAUCUCAUCGGAAUCUAUUUUAUGUCAAUAAAUGAUGUGUGUGUG
This is a messenger RNA of Cylicocyclus nassatus, 1844 nucleotides long. The record is from the annotation of a GenBank genome assembly. Lineage: Eukaryota; Metazoa; Nematoda; Chromadorea; Rhabditida; Strongylidae.